UGGACUCCUCACACUGCAGGUCGCAGCUGGUAUAUGCGGCACUUGGAUUUGGGAUGGUAGUGAGAGCUCUUCAUUGUUGCACAUCCCGCUUUAUAUUAGCUCCUUACAUUGAGCGGAGGAGGAUGAAAGACGAUGGUGAGCAGGACGACUGACGUUAAGUGACGGGAAAACGAAGUGAAUGAGUGUUGGUCCUUCAAGUACAGCCAAUGGAAUCAGACAUCAUGCCCUUACACUCCUCAUCUCCUCCACCUCUGGAUGAUGAUGAGGGUACAAGCUCAGAGGAAGAUGAGUUUGGGAACUUUGGGGGUUUCCCAGUUCCUCUGCCCUGCUCUGCUUUUGGCUCUGCUGAAGCAACAUCAGACCUCGAACAGCCUUCUCCAACGCCUAAGCCAGCCACCCUACUGCACCCUAACUGCAGCUUUAAUCACCAAGUUGCACAACCCCAGCCCACAUCCACUGUGAAUUCAGGGUGCAGCAGUGACCAGAUGCAUAUUGAAGGGCAGCAUUCUAAUGCUGAAUCUUCUUUGCACCUCACGAAUGGAUACUCUGAAAAAGACUGCACCUCUGGGGUCCACAAAGCCUCCAUAUUGGGUACCUCCUCUCACACAGAGGAAACCGGAUUUGCUGAUUUUUCUGUGUUUACAGAGCAGCCAGCACACCCAUGGUGCUGUGGCUUCUCGCCCAUCAGUAGUGCAGAGUUGUGGGAUGGCAGAAAGGAAGUGACAAACCUUUCCACCAGAUUGAGUGAACAACUUACUAACCCUGGACAGGAAAUGAUUAUGGACUCUGAGCCCAAAUCUUACUGUGCAUAUAUGUCAAAAGAAAAUAUUUGCACUAAGGUCAAGCACUGUGAGAAAAGAACAGGUGUAAAAUCAUCUCAGGACUCUAGUCAGGCUCAGGAUUUUCCAUCUGAAGAGUCUCAUCUUGGAGAGGAAGAAUUAAGCAACCCAGGGGAAAAUCAGAAAGAGAGAAAGCAUAGCUCCGACGUACAAACCUCAGAGGUGGUGGAGGGAGAAUCUGAAGACGACAGAGACGAGAAAGAGAAGAGCACUUCCACUCUUUUUCAAACAGCCAGCAUGUAUGAGUCUGCUACUGAAGACAUGGCAUCACUUAGUGAAGACUUAUCAAUGGAUGAACCCUCUGAGGACUUUGAACCAAAUGUUUCUUCACUUGCUUCACAGGAGAAUCAGACUGAUAGUGAAGAAGAUGAUGAAGAAGAACUAAGAAAUUAUAGGCUGUCCAAGUCUUUUUGCAAGAAUGACAAUUGGCAAAAUCUUACAUCAUCUCAUCCUGAGGCUGAGAGAGGUUUUUAUCAUCAUGACCAAUCUACAUCUCAGGAAUCCUCUGCUACCUCCAUCCAAUCUGAAUCCAAUACAGAAGAUGGACUCUCAGACUUUAGAUGUGGUAGUUCUGAGCAUCACAUGCAUCAAGACCAUGUGCAGACAGUUGACGCAGAGAUGCACAGUCUAGGAAGCCUCCCGCCCAGUGACAGCUUUGCUGACUUCUGUUCAGCACCCACACAGGAGGAUGCAGAGGAGGCGUGGGCGACAUUUCAGGACCAGACAGCCCAGGUGGAGGAGGAGUGUAAAGAGCAAGAAAUCCAUGAGGAAGAGAAGAACUGGGCAGAGCAGUACACUGGGUCUAGGAGAAAUAGCUGUCAGGUUUCACUGUGUCGAGUCCAGCAGCUCCUUCAGGCUAGUUUCCCAGAGGUUGUGACGUCAGCGGAGGAAUGUGAAGAUGAGGUGCUCAGACUUGAUGCUCUGCUUCAUGCGCAACAACUUCUUGACCAACAGAAAGAGGAAGGAACAGGACUGAGUUCAGGGGCUCAAAGGGUUCCUGUCAGUACAUGGUGGCCACAGCAGGACAUCCACAGCGCAGCUGGCCUCCAGUUUCAGUGGGGUGGUUCCCAUACAAACAGGAUUUUGCUUAGGUGCCUUGGAGUGGACACAAGGAACAUUGUGUUUAUUGGCAUAAAAAAGCAGCCAGUGGUUGUGCCUGCAUUUGCAUCCAACCUGGGACUGCUUGAGCCCACCAAAGACUCUGUGGCAUCUGUCUGUUCUCCAGAACACACAGUGGUCACACCACAAGCACCUACAGGACCCCAGGAUAGACCAAAUGCCCCAUCAGACUCAAUGCAGUCAUGUCUCCAUUUAGGAGGGGCCCCCUUCCAGCCAGCUGAACUGGAGCAGCCGUGGCCUUAGCAGCUCUCAGGACGGUAUGUCCCCUCGCCGGACCCCCCACUUCUGGGGUCGGAAGUAGACUACCAGCCAUCCCCUGCGUGGUGACCUUUAGAUUAUGCUCUGAACUCUGCUCUCUCCAGGGCAUAUUCUGCCUCUUUUUCAUUUUUGGCUGUGUUUCCCCUUGUCUUACUCAGCAAGAGUAUAUUGCACUAACAGCAACAAAACAAAAUACACAACUAGAAAGGAUGUAGACAGAUACAAUCUGGAAUGCAUAUGUAUGCCAGAUGUGCAGUUGUGUACUGUAGAAACAUUUUUCAGAUCCAGUUUGUCCAAAACAGCUAGAGGGGAAACACUGUACCAGUAUCCUCCUCUGUCCCUCUGCUGUCGCAUCUUUAACUGCAGAAUUUAUCUCAGUAUUUAUUGGAAAUCUGUCGUGAUGUGGGAAGCAUCAACAGUAUGUUGUGUAUAUCCUGAAUUGCUAAAAAAUGAAAGCUGCUGAAACCAAGACUUCUGUGCUUCUUCAUCAUUCCACAGUAUUUAUUUGAACCACUGCACACCCUGAUUACUCAGGCUGCAGCUGCAAAACAGUACCAACCUGUAUCUAAAUAUAUCCUUUUACUUUAAUCAAAAGCAGUAUUUUCAACCUUCUCUGUUGCACUGAAAUCCUCCAAGUGAGAAGGACCUCAGAUCAAACUGGCUACCUCAUCUGCCCUCAGUCAAUUGAUGCUGAAUUAACGAGAUGAUGGUGCUCUGUAUCACUACCAGUCACUUAACUUUGUGGAGCUUGGGUAAAUGUUCAUGCAGUGUUGAUUAAAAUGAUGUUUGUUGAGUCAUAGACAGGCAUGCUGCCCAUAGUGCAACUGCUCUGUUGUGUCCUACUUGUUUCCUACUUAUUUUAUUUAUUCAUUUUUCAUGGUAUUUGCUAUGCCCUCAGUUUUUGGUAUUUGAACUAUCAAUAUAAAAAGUUAAUCCAAACUUGCUGCAUUGAUUUGAUAAAAAUCAGAUUUGGUACAGUAUUGGUACAGUAUUUUAAUAGAACUGUUUUGUUUGCAGUCUAUUCUACAUUUAAAAAGUGUUACUACCUUGAUACCUGUUUGUUUCCCAUAUACUAAAACCUGUGUAGAAAAGAGCAAAAGAAAGAUGAAGAAAACACAAAUUAGCAUGCUACCGUGUCCUCACUACUUAAAAAAUAUAGUACACUGCAGGAGACACAAUGCUAGUCAAAAUAAUCCAAACAUUGCUGCUGAGGACAAAUAUCUAAAUAAAGAGACUAAUUACUCUAAGUAGGAGUAUGUGUGACACUUGUUGACACACGUUUGCUGAUGCUGGCAUAUUGAUUUUUAUUUUUUUAGCAUGCUGAUGUUUUCAAUUGCUAGCUUUUGGUUUUGGCAUGCAAGCUUAUACAGUGUUGUUACUGUGGAACGAAAAAAGAAAAUAUAGAACGAGACAAUUUUUAUGUUGCAGAGAAUUUAGUCUUGUGAUUGUUUACAUUAAUGUUUUAUUUUAGUGGUUGAAAACAUUGCUCUCUUUCCUUUCAGUUUUAUGUUUCACGGUUUUGCUCCGCUCAUCUAUAACAACCCAAGCAAGACAAAUGUUUGGUGAUAAAUUCAUUCAGUGUAAAAGUGUAAUAAUGCAGUAUGUACAGCAGGUGGCAGUAUACUCUGUAGCCUGAACAGUGUAUAUACCUGAAUUUUUCACUAAAGUCACACAAAAAAAUCACAAAAUCUACACAAAGAUAUCAAACUGUCAAAUUGUUUAUUUUUUAAUUUAACUCAUUUUUUCAGCUGUGAAGUCUUCAUAGUCCCCUUGAAGAAUAAGAUAGUUCAACAGCCUUUCAUUGUUGGAAUGUGAGAGAAGAUGGUGACAACUACAAAUGAGGGGAGGCUGCUCCAUUAUUUACUGCUGUCUUUCAUGCUAUUUUUUUUCUGAACUGAAGCUUCUACUGUGUGAGCAGGGGAUAAAUGGGUCUCACAAAAGACCUCAAAAAGGAGAAAAACCUGAAAUCUAACAAUUAAUCAGUAAUUUAUAAUGCGUUGUGCCUUUAUGCCAGCAAUCGUUUUCAAAGUGUUUUUCAACUGUAACUUCGGACCUAAGGGUUUUUUUCUGCUCAGAUCCAGAUUUAAUGCACUGCAAUAAGCACCUGUGGGAAAUCCUUGUAAAUACUGAAAUAAAUCUACUGAUUUCUUUGGCUUAA
Molecule: messenger RNA, 4374 nt
Organism: Sphaeramia orbicularis (orbiculate cardinalfish)
Lineage: Eukaryota; Metazoa; Chordata; Actinopteri; Kurtiformes; Apogonidae
Gene: aftphb
Product: aftiphilin b
Exons: 7
Coding region: 207-2201 (664 amino acids)
Biological process (GO): intracellular transport
Cellular component (GO): trans-Golgi network membrane; AP-1 adaptor complex
Molecular function (GO): clathrin binding
Source: RefSeq, a predicted model, not a curated record